This is a messenger RNA of Ricinus communis (castor bean), 1226 nucleotides long. RefSeq names its product 2-hydroxyisoflavanone dehydratase. The coding region runs from base 136 to 1107 and encodes 323 amino acids. The transcript has a single exon. Gene Ontology annotation, molecular function: hydrolase activity. Lineage: Eukaryota; Viridiplantae; Streptophyta; Magnoliopsida; Malpighiales; Euphorbiaceae. The record is from RefSeq and is a predicted model, not a curated record.
GGUUUGAAUUACUGGUGGUAGAUUACCCGCUAUAUCUUGCGACUGCUCCGCAACAAGUAGCAUCAAUCUCAUUAAUCCUUAUUCCUUAAAUUUUCAGUUCAAAGAUUCAUAAAUUUCUGUAUCAGAUACUCAAAAAUGGACUCCGUUGCCAAAGAAGUGGAAAGUGAGCUUCUCCCCUUCCUCAGGGUUUACAAGGAUGGAUCGGUAGAACGAUUAAUAGGGUCUCCAAUCGUGCCCGCAUCAAUUGAAGACCCAGAAACUGGAGUCUCAUCAAAAGACAUCACCAUUUCACAAGACCCUCCAAUCUCAGCGAGACUCUACCUUCCAAAGUUCACUGAACCUAACCAGAAACUAGCUGUCUUGUUCUACUGCCAUGGCGGAGGCUUUUGCAUUGAGUCUGCCUUCUCCUUGACCGAAACCAAAUACAUGAAUAGCUUGGUUUCUCUAGCUAAAGUUGUUGCAAUCUCGGUAGAGUACAGGCUUGCCCCUGAACAUCCACUUUCUGUCGUUUAUGAAGAUUGUUGGGUAGCUCUUCAGUGGGUUGCAAUGCAUUCUGACAAGAAUGAAUUGGAGAAUAAAGAUCCAUGGAUAUUUAAUCAUGGCGAUUUUAGUCGACUCUUUAUAGGCGGAGAUAGCGCAGGAGCUAAUAUUGCUCAUAACAUGGUCAUGAAAGUUGGCAGUGAAGGCUUGAAAAGUGACAUUAAGCUUUUAGGUGCUUAUCUCACACAUCCUUACUUCUGGGGCUCAAAAGCAGUAGGAUCAGAAUCGACUAUCGAGCGUGAGCAGCAUUUGCCGUAUAGAGUUUGGUCAUUUCUGUAUCCAUCAGCACCUGGUGGUAUUGACAAUUCAAUGAUAAAUCCUGUGGCUCCAGGAGCUCCAAGCUUGGCAGGACUUGGAGGUUCUAGGUUGCUGAUCAGUGUUGCCGAGAAGGAUGAGCUGAGAGAGAGGGGAAUUUUGUACUAUAAUGUAGUGAAAGAAAGUGGCUGGAAAGGAGAAAUACAACUGAUUGAAGUGGAAGGCGAAGAUCAUGCGUUCCACAUCUUGAACUUUGAAACAGAGAAAGCCAAGAACUUGAUCAAACGCUUGGCUUCUUUUCUUCUUAACUGAAGUGAGAUUGAUUUUCUUUUUUCUUAUCUCUUUCCUUCGCUGAAAUGAAAAAUGUUCCUUAUUUUAUGGCUGCUUGAAGGAAAAAAGAAACCAAAUAAAAGAUGUUAUAGAAUCUGGUC